CAGGUGUACGGAGCCAGGGCCACAAUUGUGAAAGAUAUUGGAAUGUUAAAUGUGAGACUAAAUCUGUACAGAUGGCUCUAUUAGCCAUGAGCCAAGACCAAUGAUGACCGAUAAUAGUUGGUCGUCAAAUUUGAGGAUUGAUAUGCGGAAAUGUAUUCAAAUAUUGAAAUAUCUGCAUCUAUGUGGAUAUAUCGUAUAUUAAACAGAAAUAUUGCUUCCUUUCGAUUAUGCUUCUCGAUACUGAUGCAUAUAUUCAACGGAAACUCACAAAUUUGGAUAUAUCUGUCAGGCGUGUGCUCCUAGAUUCGAUUGUUCUGGAAGCCUCAAGUCGGGCACUGCUGCGUCCUGUGUGUUGUUCCCAUAAUGAUAAUCUCCAUAUUACCAAGUCUUUGACUCUUUCAAGACAAUGAUCUGGCAGAUGGUUAUCAUAUUUAGAGAUAUCCAUCUAGACAGUAAGACAUUGGAAUUUAAAGUUUUUGGAACCCAAAACAUUGUCGAUAUGUGUCAAAAUAUAAUAAAAAAAAAAAAACCAAACAGUAUUUUCAGAUUUCAAGUUGUUAAAUUUUUUAGUUAAUUAUGGUGAGUUUCUAUGGUAUAAUUCUGGCAAAGAUCGUCGUCUUGUUCCUUGUGCCUGGUCUCGACAGUCAGUGCUAUGAUUGCGCCAAAGCGUGGAAAACAAAGUGCAAUACAAGCCAAACCGGAUAUUAUUGCAUGCCUGGCGCCGAAAUAUCAAGAGUCGACCUGACGUCCGAACAAUUCGCGACCAGCACACCAGAUCCCACAAAAUUGUUUUCAGCCUGUUCGCCCUAUCCGCUUCAUGUGGAUUAUAUUCAACAAUGGUGCUGCUUUUGGUCUGAUAGUAUAGGCUGCCAGGUUGCCAUGCAUCCGCAGAUAUAUAAGUCUGGACAUCCGUCUAGAUUUUGUGACUUCUGCAAGACAAAAUGUAUCUGUCGAGGUCUGUCAGUUCUGGGUGUACAGCAGCCCUGGCAUUGGACUUAUCUGGGCUGCAUAACCUUAUUGAUGCAUCGUUUUUUCUGAUAUUUCCCAUAGAGAUAUUGUAAAACAGAAGUACUGUAAUUUUCCUUGUAUGGUAUAUUACGAUGUAAGUGCACACAGGCUGCAUUGUGUAGAGUAUGUUGCGGGCAAUGCCGGGUAACAGCAGCUUGAAUAUAUGUAUACAGAUGUAUUAAAUGCCAGUUACUAAGUUGUCAGCCAUAAAAAAAAAAAA
Drosophila virilis is the source of this 1228-nucleotide messenger RNA. The record is from RefSeq and is a predicted model, not a curated record. Lineage: Eukaryota; Metazoa; Arthropoda; Insecta; Diptera; Drosophilidae.